This is a messenger RNA of Nymphalis io (European peacock), 3157 nucleotides long. RefSeq lists its product as uncharacterized. Lineage: Eukaryota; Metazoa; Arthropoda; Insecta; Lepidoptera; Nymphalidae. The transcript is spliced from 7 exons. Gene Ontology annotation, cellular component: cytosol. Gene Ontology annotation, biological process: glycine biosynthetic process; L-threonine catabolic process. Gene Ontology annotation, molecular function: L-allo-threonine aldolase activity. The coding region runs from base 302 to 1426 and encodes 374 amino acids. The record is from RefSeq and is a predicted model, not a curated record.
UUGGCUAUAUAAAAAAAACUGUUUUACAAGGAAUAGAUAAACUUUUCAUGUUCCCACAAAAGACUUAACAAUUAUUUAAGAAAAACUCUGGUAUUAUCAUGUUUAAGAAGUCAAAGUUCACAGUAUUUUAAGCCGAUCAUACUGAUAUGAAGUUAUAUUUAAAGAAUAAUUGCUAGUUAUACAGAAACACGACGAUACUUACACAACGUAUAACUCGUAUCCCUUGUAUUAAAAAGGCUAUGCCAUAACAUUUUGUUUGGUGUUACUUAAACGUUAUUACUGUAAUUUGUGUAGUAAAAAAAUGGCGUUUAUUGUGGAUUUGCGGUCUGAUACCGUCACUAAGCCAACAAAAUCUAUGAUGCACGCAAUGGUAAAUUCUGCUCUUGGAGACGAUGUAUUUGGAGAGGACCCUACUGUAAAUGCUUUGGAGAGUAAAGUAGCAACUUUAUUAGGGAAACAAGCGGCAUUAUUCGUACCCACCGGUACCAUGGCUAAUCUUAUUGCAAUAAUGGUUCAUUGUAAUAAAAGAGGCUCAGAGGCAAUUGUUGGUAAUUUAUCACAUAUUUUCAAAUAUGAACAAGGUGGUGCAGCUCAUGUCGCGGGGGUUCUUUUAAAUACUAUUCAGAACAAACCAGAUGGAACUUUUGACCUGCAAGAGUUGGAAAGCAAAAUUCGAGGUUCGGAUAUUCAUGAGGCAAUCACAUCUUUGAUUGCAAUUGAAAACACUCACAAUGUUUGUGGAGGAAAGGUUUUGCCCCUCCAGUGGAUAGAUGAUCUGUCAGAGAUCUGCAAGAAGCAUGGCAUACCGCUACAUAUGGAUGGAGCGCGACUGCUGAACGCCAGUACGUACUUGGAUGUGCCGGCAGAGCGCAUCGCGCGGAGCUGCGAUAGUGUAUCGUUGUGUUUCAGUAAAGGACUGGCCGCGCCCGCAGGGUCCGCAAUCGUCGGCACCUACCAUUUCAUCAAGCAGGCGCGGCGCGUGCGCAAGAUGCUGGGCGGCGGCAUGCGGCAGGCGGGCGUGCUGGCCGCGCCGUGCGCCGUGGCGCUGGACGACGCCGCGCUGGCGCUCGACCACCGCCGCGCGCGCCGCCUGGCCCACGUUAUCCACGGCCUCUUCCUGAAGACGUUCUCCGUAGAUGUUGAAGGUCAGCACACCAACAUAGUGCUGGUGCGGAUUUCGGAGGACAGUCCCCUGAAUGCUGAUCAAGUGCUGCAGAGGCUGGCUCAAAUAUGUCUGGCGGAAACUCAGGGAAGUUGUAAGACCACUAACGACGAAGGCGUGAUCGUGAAGGCGAUAUGCUUUAAUAACAAAACGCUAAGGUUCACACUUCACCGCGACAUACAGGACGAACAGCUCUGGCUGGCCAUCAUGAAGAUCACUUAUGUGUUCAAAGAGAUGGACGCUGCUCAUCCCGUGAAGUGUUAAAGUAACGACCAGACUUCCAUCCACAUACAUAUACAAAUUAUAUUUCUAUAUAUUAUUGUUGACAGGUAUAUGUCUCUAAAUAUAAUUUUUUUGUAUGUAUAUAUUUUUUCCAAAUGAGAUGUAUGUGAUACAGACUAAAAGUAUUUAUUCUAUGGUAUCAAAUUAUGAAUUAAUUGUUAAAUAAGGAAUGGUUUAUGCCAGAGGUUUUCAAACAUUAACAUCCAAUGCUUGCAGUAGAUACUUGUAAGGUACAAAUCAAAUAUAUCUAGGUCAUUUUCAUACAUUAUGACCUAUUCUUCAAACGAAAUCGACGAUCGCUAUGUGAAUUUGCGCCUUAUAUCAAGACUGAACCUGCAGUAUAUUGGUGUGGUUCCAUAGAAGUAAGUGAAUGACUAGGCCUUUUGCCGAUGAGUUUGGAGACCCUUGACUCUAUUUUAUAUACCUAUACAACUGGUAACAAAUCAAUAUCUUUGUAGAAAUUAUUAUGUGUACUGUUGAAUCUUUGGUCGUUUGUUAUUCUUUUAUAAAUAUUUUAUUAAUUAUGUACAUUAUAUAUGUCAUAUUACAUUGUAUAUGAUCAAGUUGGUGUUAUUUACCUGUAAACUUUCUCAAAUAUAAAUUUGCUCAAUAUUGUUAAGUUGCUGAUUGUAAUACAUAAUUAUUGUUAUAUAAUUGAUAUUUUUGUCAAAGUUGUACUUUGUAUAGGUGAUGUUGUCGUCACGUUUGGCUGUUCUUUUGCUAUUAUAUGACGUGGCCAUUGAAUAAUAUAUCUAACGUAACGUAACGUAAUAUAAGCAUAUAUAACAUUGUAAAAUGUUUAAAUGAGACAUUGCAUAUGGAAUAUUUUAAAAAGCGUUUGUAAUGUUUUUUUUCUAUUAUGGUUUGAUUGCCUUUAUGCUUCGGUUUCAUGUAUUUUUUCUUGAAAGUAUUUUACUCAAUUUAUUUCAUAAACAGUAUAUCCGUAACAGCCUGUGAAUGUCCCACUGCUGGGCUAAAGGCCUCCUCUCCUCUUUUUGAGGAGAAGGUUUGGAGCUUAUUCCACCACGCUGCUCCAAUGCGGGUUGGUAGAAUUCACAUGUGGCAGAACUUCAGUGAAAUUAGACACAUGCAGGUUUCCUCACGAUGUUUUCCUUCACCGUAAAGCAAGAGAUGAAUUAUAAUCACAAAUUAAGCACAUGAAAAUUCAGCGGUGCUUGCUAUGGUUUGAACCCACGAUCAUCGGUUAAGAUUCACGCGUUCUUACCACUAGGCCAUCUCGGCUUCAUAAACAGUAUAUGAAUAUUAUUAAUAAUUAUUUUUAUUAUACAGAUUAUAACUAAAAUGAACAGUGAGCCUAUUUUUGCCAUAGUACUAAUAAAUGAUGAAUGCAAGGUGCAUAUAUUUAACGAAUUGUUAUUGUAAAACAGUAACCGAUCGGUUAUGAGUGUUCUAACAAGUUCUUACAUCUCAUGGUACAUGCGAUUUUGUAUUGUGACGCUUUUUAUUACGGCUCCGUUAUCCGUAAACGAAAUGAAUAGUUUUUUUAUUAGUAAUCGGACGUUUUAGUCAACUUUCAUUUAGGGGUCUAUGGUGUUGACUGCAUAGUUGACGAGAAAUAAAAAUUAAUAUUGUUAACAAAAAAAGUCUUAUGAGAAAAACUUUUAUCUUGUUAUAUACUAUAUUUACAUGACGGUGUAAUUCUUGGUGUAUUAAUCAGUUUUUAAAUAUACUUCAUAUUAAAAAAAAAUAUGU